UUCUUUUUCUUUCAUCUUUGUGUGUCUGAAAUACUUUUUUAAAAUUCAUAAUUCCUUUGAAAAUCAUCAUUAUCAGCCUGUGCAGUGCAACAAAAAGCCUGCAGUUUUGGUGGGACAGUAAGAACUGGAGAGGAGAGGCCCCUGUCCAUGACUAUGGUUCCGGUCUGCACUCAAAUGGGCCGAUACAGUCUCUGGCUGGCUGAGUCGGACUCGUUCUCGAAUCUGAGCCAAAUUUGUCGCCAUUUGCGCCUCUCUAUUGUGAACGGGCAGCAGCUCCCUCUGCAGGGGUCCCGGCGACUGCUGAGAGGGAUGUCCUGCACGGUAGGUCAUCCUCAUCAACGAAGUCCAGUAGAUCAGACCUCAAAGUUCUGUCUGCUGAGUAUUUUGGUCUCUGCUCUGCUCUCUGUUGUCCAGGUCGGGCUCGCUACUGUUUAACACCAAACUUAGAGAGGACGCUGUAUGGUGAGUUUUUCUUGUUUGUGGCUUUUUGCUCUUUGUAGACUACAGUGCCAGUCACAGUUGUGUAAUCUUAACUAGAGUCACCUCUUUUUCAUACCUUUUUUUCAUGUUUUCACACAUUUUCUCUCUCUUUCAGUAUUUGGAUUUGCAACAUGAGCCUGAUCCUGUUUGGGACUCUGCCCAUCAAGGACAACCCAUGUGCCUCUCUGUCCAGUGUCACAGUUGCUCUCUGUGUCUUUGCCCUUCUCCUAAUGGCCCUCAGGGGCAGAAAGUGCCACUGGUCCUUCCUGCACUUCCAGUGUGACUCCCCCCUGGACCACACAAAGUACCCCUCUCCUCCGGGCCCCACGCCAUGGCCGCUUGUUGGGAAUCUGCUCCAGAUGGAGGACCAGAUUCAUCUUUCUUUAACCCGCUUAAGGCUCCAGUAUGGGGAUGUUUUCAAGAUGCGUCUGGGCUCUCUGAGUGUUGUUGUCCUGAGUGGGUACACCACCAUCAGGCAGGCGCUGGUUCGGCAGGGGGAGGCUUUCGCCGGGCGGCCUGACCUUUUCACUUUCUCUGCUGUGGCCAAUGGGACCAGUAUGACCUUCAGUGAGAAGUACGGACCAGCAUGGCUGCUCCAUAAGAAGCUGUGUAAGAACGCCCUCAGGUCUUUCUCCCAGGCUGAGCCCAGGGGAUCCGGAGCCACCUGCCUUCUGGAGGAGCAUGUAUGUGCUGAAGCUGCUGAGAUGGUGGAGUGGUUUCAGGAACAAGCUGCUAAAGGACAAACAGACCAUAAUAUGACAGGUAUAGACCCAGUGAUGCCCCUGGUGACUUCAGUGGCAAAUGUGGUCUGUGCCCUGUGUUUUGGGAAAAGGUAUGACUACAACGACAAGGAGUUUCUCACUAUCGUUCACAUCAACAACGAGGUCCUGAGGAUCUUUGCAGCAGGAAAUUUGGCGGAUUUCUUCCCGGUGUUUCGUUACUUUCCUAGUCCAUCUCUGAGGAAGAUGGUCCAGCACAUUCGCAGAAUGAAUGGAUUCAUGGAGCGGAGCAUUGAGGAACACAUCAGCACCUUUGAUAAGAACUACAUCCGGGACAUUACAGAUGCUCUGAUUGCACUUUGUGAAGACAGAGAAGAAAACAAGGAUGCAUCAGUGCUCUCCAACUCUCAGAUCAUUCACACCGUCAUAGACAUCUUCGGAGCCGGAUUUGACACCAUCAUUGCUGGAUUGCAGUGGAGCCUGUUGUACCUCAUCAAGUUUCCUGACAUUCAGGACAGAAUACACCAGGAGAUAGAUGACCACAUUGGCUCAGCCAGACUGCCCAGGUUUUCAGAUAAGGCCAAGAUGCCUUUCACAGAGGCGUUCCUAUACGAAGUGUUCCGCCAUGCGUCAUAUGUUCCUUUCACCAUACCUCACUGUACCACAAGAAACAUCACCUUGAAUGGAUAUUUCAUUCCCAAAGAUACAUGUGUCUUCAUUAACCAGUAUCAAGUCAAUCAUGACAGUGAUCUUUGGGGUGAUCCGGACACAUUUCGCCCUGAACGCUUCCUUGGUCCAUCGGGACUCCUCAACAAAGAGCUCACAGAAAAGGUUCUUAUCUUUGGGAUGGGAAAGAGACGUUGUCUUGGUGAUGGAUUUGCUCGUUUGGAGAUGUUUGUCUUUCUCACCACGCUGCUUCAUGGGCUGAGGAUUGAAAAGGUUCGAGGCCAGGAGCUGGAUCUCAGCACCGAUUUUGGUCUGACUAUGAAACCACGUCCAUACAGGAUUACCAUCUCAUCGAGAUUUUAGACCUAAAAAGUGAAAUGUUGCUCCUUGUGGAUGUUUUGGAAUAUCACAAAUAUUAAUUACUACAGCCAUAAGUUUGGACACAAGUACCAUGACGCUUGUGAAUCUUAGAAAAUACCACAAAAUUGUCACUUACAAUACAGUACACAACUCCUGAGAACUAUAUUAAGUUUCAUAUUUAAAAAAAACAUCAAAAGAGUUUGGUGUCAUUUUGUUAUUCUUACCAAAUUUGGUUGUGAAAGUACUGCAUUUUUUUUGUUAUUUUCUUCUAAUAUUAUGUUUUGGGAACAAAGUUGUUCCAAUUGUUGGAAUUUAUUAAUAAUAUUAUAUCCCUUGUUGAUUUGUUGACUAAUUAAACUGGUGCUGUCAAAAAAUAUUAGUUAUGUUCUGUAAUAGACAUCAAAACAGACAUAGUAAGUCCUGCUGUGUCCAAACUUAUGGCCAUGGCUGUAUUUGCCACCAUCUUUGGCUAACCUCCAUAAUUCCACAGCGAUAAAGCAUCUGUCAUUAUUGCUCACAGACUGGAGUUUCUGUUUUUUGCCAAAUGUGGUUAAAACAUAAGCACACAAAUGAUCAACAGAAGUGAAAUGUAUGUAUAUCCUUAAUGUGAACUAACUUCACUGUAUUGAACACGAUAUGCUGAACCCUGGUCAUUCAAAGUGCUUCUGUGCACACAUUUUAAAAGGGUCUCUCUUCCUUAGCUUGAAAACAUUCCCUCAUUAAAAGCUUUUAUCUUAAGUUAUAGGCUACAGUUAAACACUGAAGGAGGAAGUGAAGGGGUGUUUCAGAUUGGGGAUCAGCGCUUCAGGCCUUGGAUUGUGUUCAUGCAGGGCUCAUCCCCUUUCACUUUCCUCCCAUCUCCUUCUCAUCUGUUUGAAUCUUUUCAUCUUCUUACCACCAUCAUGUCCUCGCCUUCCUGUCCUUAUCUUCCUUCUCUCACUCUUCCUCCAAAGCUUUGGCUGUUGCACCAACUCAUCUGCUCCCAAUGCUUCCCCAGUGGCUCCAAAUACAUAUUCAGAACCUUGUCCUUCUUGCCCGUCAGCACUGUGACCUUCCAGACAACCAGAUUAAAAACCAGACAUCUUACAAGGCGGUAAAGAGGACAGUUAAGUGUGAACUCAGUUAUUUUCAUACCCUAAAUGUAAAGAUGCAUGGCAGGAUAUGUUUGAGAAAAAGAGGAGUCAGGCAGAAUUACUUAAAGGAACUUUGUCCAUUAACGAAAAGUUUAUCUUUUGUCGAACUUGUAUUUGUUCAGGUAAAGUUUACUGAGUAUUUUAUUCCAUGAGAAGACUAUCUGGAAACUCCAUUUAACUGUCUUCUAUUAUUUGCCAGGAAGCUGUUUCACCUCAUCUAUAGGAGGUUAAAUCCGUUGGAAGAGUUCAAACUGGAAACUAUCUAGUAAUAGCUGUCAUUAUUUAGCACUCGGGCUCUCAGGAAUGCCACUAAAACCACAUCAUUCAGCUGUUCAUUGGUCCCGCUGUUGGUGAUUUGAUUGUCACUGCAUAGACUAAUAUAUAUGAAGAAUUUGAAACAAGAAGGCUGUUUUUUUUCAUUUAUCUGCUGAAGGGUGACGGUUUCUUCUCUAAAAUCCUACUUAAGGUCAGUGCGUAACAGCUGUAUGAACUAGUUUAAAGGCCCCAUCAUGGUCCAGUAUGUGAUUGCAUGAGAGUAAUGUGACAGCUAAAAUUUGGCUGGAGGGGAUCUUUAAAGUUUUCUUUUUCUCUUGAUUUCGAAAAAUCUGAUAAUUUGGGAAGUAUAUUUGUUGCACCAUUAUAGAGAGUACUGGUUAAUUGAUCCCUCAUUGAGUCGAUGUAGUGUUAAAAUGAUUUAAUAUUAUCUUAAAUGUAAGUUAAAUGUUAAUCUACAUUUCUUGAAAUUAUUUUUUCUCAGUUAUUUUUUCUUGUGUGCAAUUCUAAAUGUCAUGUAUGCAGCUUACUUAUUCUAUUUAUUAUUGCAAACAUCUCAAAUUACCUCUUUGCAAGAUUAACUCAGAGCACUGAAUAUCACUGAGCACAUCUUUAUUAUUGUUGAAUCUUAAAAUUGAAGUCAGUGAUUUUUUGGAAGAAGAAGUACAGGAAAUGAGAAAAAGAGUUAAAGAAAUAAUAAAGCACAUAUAGUAUAUGUAAAAAAAGUAAAAUGUAAUCUAGUUGUCAUAAAAGCACUCUCAUUGUCAUGUGAGCAGUAAU
This is a messenger RNA of Acanthochromis polyacanthus (spiny chromis), 4411 nucleotides long. Its product is annotated as cytochrome P450 1A1. The record is from RefSeq and is a predicted model, not a curated record. The transcript has 7 exons. Lineage: Eukaryota; Metazoa; Chordata; Actinopteri; Pomacentridae. Bases 612 to 2228 code for a protein of 538 amino acids. Gene Ontology annotation, molecular function: heme binding; iron ion binding; oxidoreductase activity, acting on paired donors, with incorporation or reduction of molecular oxygen, reduced flavin or flavoprotein as one donor, and incorporation of one atom of oxygen. Gene Ontology annotation, biological process: hormone biosynthetic process; progesterone metabolic process.